Papaver somniferum (opium poppy) is the source of this 582-nucleotide messenger RNA. RefSeq lists its product as uncharacterized. The record is from RefSeq and is a predicted model, not a curated record. The coding region runs from base 1 to 582 and encodes 193 amino acids. NCBI's taxonomy places the organism in Eukaryota, Viridiplantae, Streptophyta, Magnoliopsida, Ranunculales, Papaveraceae. The transcript has a single exon.
AUGGAGUACAACGAUACGGAUUUACUACCAACUACAUACAACAUACAUGGUUUCAACAAAGCCAUAACAAAACCGAAAGGGGAGGUAAUUAUCAAUAUGCCGCUAGGAGAAAUAGAGGUGAAGGUAACACUAUGCGUAGUGGACGUGGAAUCACCGUAUAAUAUGAUAUUUGGAAGACCAUGGCUACACGGUAUAAAAGGAGUGGCAUCCUCCUUGCACCGAUGUUUACGUUUCCCAAUGCCGAGCGGAAUAGGAGAGAUUGUAGGAGAUUCAGAAAGAUCCAGUACCUACUAUCAGCUAGAUGUGAAGAAUUAUGAAGGCAUAGCUAAGAAGAGAAAAGAUAAAUGGAGAAAGGCGAAGCAGUCAAGAAAGGAGGAAGAAUUUAGGGUGUACAUGAUACGAGCGAAAGAAGGAAGAGGCAUACCGACCAAAAUCCCAGACGAGGAAGGCGCACCAGCAAGAGAAAUAAAAGAACCAUCCUCGUUAAACGAACCUAAAGCAAACUUUGUUGCAGCGGAUCCAACCAAGGAAGUAAACAUAGGAACUGAAGAGGAGCCCAGAAUGGUAAGGAUAGGGACAUGA